Messenger RNA from Eutrema salsugineum, 1821 nucleotides. RefSeq names its product probable pectinesterase/pectinesterase inhibitor 20. Lineage: Eukaryota; Viridiplantae; Streptophyta; Magnoliopsida; Brassicales; Brassicaceae. The record is from RefSeq and is a predicted model, not a curated record. The coding region runs from base 6 to 1697 and encodes 563 amino acids. The transcript is spliced from 3 exons. Gene Ontology annotation, molecular function: pectinesterase inhibitor activity; pectinesterase activity. Gene Ontology annotation, biological process: cell wall modification.
AAAAGAUGUCUCAAAUACUCAUGUUAUUGGUCACCAUUAGCAUCCUCUCUCUAUCGUCAUCUCCUUCUCUCGCCGCCGAAUUUCAGGGCACCGGAAAUGCCAUGUCGCGGUCAAAUGUAUGUCGAUUCGCGCCGGAUCCAUCGUAUUGUAGAUCGGUUCUACCAAACCAGCCUGGAGAUAUAUACUCCUACGGCCGCUUCUCACUCCGACGGUCCCUCUCACGUGCCACCCGGUUCAUGUCGCUGAUUGACGAUCAACUAAACCGGAAAGGCAAAGUGGCUGCGAAAGCCACAUUAGGGGCACUCGAAGACUGCAAAUUCCUCGCUAGCCAGACCAUCGACUUCCUCCUUAGUAGCUCAAGGACUGUCGAUGCCACCAAAACGCUGUCGUUUUCAAGGGCAGAGGAUGUUCAGACUUUUCUAAGUGCUGCGAUCACCAACGAACAGACUUGUCUUGAAGGACUUAAAUCCACGGCUUCGGAAAAUGGUCUCUCCGGUGAUCUUUUCAACGAUACCAAACUCUAUGGGGUCUCUCUUGCCCUUUUUUCCAAAGGUUGGGUGCCAAGAAGGAAAAGAUCGAGACCGGUUUGGCAACCAAAAGGCAGCUUCAAAAAGUUUCUCGGAUUCCGUAACGGUAGAUUACCGUUAAAUAUGACGGGAAGGGCACGUGCCGUUUACAACAGCGUGACUACUGGGCCUGGGAGAAAGCUUCUCCAAGCUGAAGCAGACGCCGUUCUGGUGAGCGACAUUGUGACGGUGAACCAGGACGGGACGGGAAACUUCACGACCAUAAACGCAGCCGUUGCAGCCGCGCCUAAUAAAACAGACGGUACUAACGGUUAUUUCUUGAUCUACGUAACGGCGGGAUUGUACGAGGAAUACGUGGAGAUUCCCAAGUACAAGAGGUAUGUGAUGAUGAUCGGUGAUGGCAUUAACCAAACCGUUAUCACCGGCAACCGGAGCGUCGUUGAUGGCUGGACCACUUUCAAUUCCGCCACAUUUAUUCUAUCAGGAACAAACUUUAUUGGAGUGAACAUAACAAUCCGCAACACGGCAGGGCCGACAAAGGGUCAAGCCGUCGCAUUGAGGAGCGGUGGAGACUUCUCUGUCUUCUAUAGUUGCAGUUUUGAAGCGUAUCAAGACACUUUAUACACGCAUUCUCUUAGACAGUUUUAUCGUGAAUGCGAUGUUUAUGGCACCGUUGAUUUUAUAUUCGGUAACGCUGCAGUGGUGCUGCAGAACUGUAAUCUGUAUCCACGUCAGCCUCGCAAAGGUCAGUCCAACGAAGUUACAGCUCAAGGCCGUACCGAUCCGAACCAGAACACCGGAACGGCUAUCCAUGGGUGUACGAUUAGACCGGCGGAUGAUUUGGUUACGAGUAAUUAUACGGUCAAAACUUAUCUUGGUCGGCCUUGGAAGGAAUACUCGAGAACCGUCGUUAUGCAGACUUACAUCGAUGGUUUUCUUGAACCGACUGGUUGGAACGCGUGGACCGGCGAUUUUGCAUUGAGCACACUUUACUAUGCUGAAUACAAUAAUACCGGACCCGGUUCAAACACGACAAACCGAGUCACUUGGCCCGGUUAUCACGUCAUUAACGCUACUGAUGCUUCCAAUUUCACGGUCACAAAUUUCCUCGUUGGUGAGGGUUGGAUCGGACAAACCGGAGUGCCGUUCGUUGGUGGAUUAAUUGCAUAACUAUAUUAAUUAAUUCCUUUAAGUUAACAUCUCACUAUGUUAGUUAAUAAUAUCAUAUUCAUGUUGUUCUUUACAUAUUUUAAAUAAUUUUUUAAAAAAUUAAAAUGAUUGUGAUUUUUGGGGU